Messenger RNA from Saccostrea cuccullata (small rock oyster), 755 nucleotides. RefSeq lists its product as uncharacterized. The annotation marks the transcript as partial. The record is from RefSeq and is a predicted model, not a curated record. Lineage: Eukaryota; Metazoa; Mollusca; Bivalvia; Ostreida; Ostreidae. The transcript has 3 exons.
UUGGUGUGCCAAUGCAGAUUUUAAUAAGAGGAGAAGAGUCAGUGAAGAAUUUCAUUGAAAAUCUGAAGAAAGGGGAGACGACCCUGUACCACGCCUCUGGGAUGAUCAUUGGGUGUGCAGGUAGUGGAAAGUCAACACUACUAGAAAGACUGAAGGGCACCGACCUGAAAGAAAUCCUGGAGAGUUCAAAGUCAACCAGGGGAAUUGAUGUCCAGGCUGACAUAUUUGAUGUAACUGGAAAAACAAUCAAGGUAAACUCAUCAAACCAAAAGCAACGCUUUAAAGUUAAAAUUGACGAAUCAAGCCAACAAGAGAGUAUUCAGGACAAACCUGCAGAGUUGUCUGGUGACAUGAAAGAGUUGAACAUUGAAAAGAAAGUCUGUCAGGAGAAUACAGGCAGUAGAACAAGCGAUCAAGAAUCAUCAAGUGAUGAAGAAAUUACACAUGAGAGUUUGAAAACAGAAUCUGAAUCACGUAAAGGCAAUGAGGCUGCUGCCUUUGUGGAAAAAGAAGAAAUGGUUGAAGACAAGCAAAAUAUUCCUAAAGAAUCAGAUUUAUCGGGAAUUUUACGAGUUUCCAAAGAUGUUUCAGGUGAUCCAGAGAAAAAAAUUACUAUGGUAGACUUUGCGGGACAGUGUUCAUAUUAUGCCUCACAUCAGAUUUUUCUGAGUCCCCGGGCAUUCUUCAUUCUGGUGCUGAAUAUGGAGAAGAAGUUUGGUGAUAAUUUUCAUACCACAAUUCAGAUGGCUCUUUAA